Nerophis lumbriciformis (worm pipefish) is the source of this 959-nucleotide messenger RNA. RefSeq names its product centrosomal protein 19 (gene cep19). Gene Ontology annotation, biological process: trans-Golgi to periciliary membrane compartment transport; microtubule anchoring at centrosome. NCBI's taxonomy places the organism in Eukaryota, Metazoa, Chordata, Actinopteri, Syngnathiformes, Syngnathidae. The record is from RefSeq and is a predicted model, not a curated record. Gene Ontology annotation, cellular component: centrosome; ciliary basal body; centriole.
CUAAAAGCUAACUGUUGCUAAGCUACUAGUUUAAGAUCGCAAGACUAGCCUGUUUGAACUCAUUAAGUACUAAUUGUAUCAUUUCUGACGGUUGUUUUAUUUAUACCCAAGUGUCGUUUUUUUUUGUUGUUGCUCCAAGUAACCGAACAUGGGUUUCGUGGCCAAGCGUUGCGGAGUGUGCUUUAACCCGCCGUCUAUAGUGGUGAUUUAUGUAGUCAAGGACGACAACAACGUGCGAAAACGAGUCAUACCGGUGAGAAACUUCUGUAGAACUUCUGACUGCUGCCUGGUUGCUGAGGGCCUGAAGAACCACCCCCGGCAUGAGGACUACUUGGAAAGAGUGCCCCAGAUUCAGCUGGAGAGGCUCUUGGUCAUCCUGAGGGAUCACCUGCACGGCUUCACGCUGACGCACAGCUUGGCUUCGCUUCAAGUGGACCCCAACGAAGACCUGAACAAGCUGGACGACGAGGCGCUGGCUCUUAAGAAAAACCGAAUGGAUGAAGUGUUCGAAAAGAACCGGACUCGCAACGGGGACCCGGAUUUUGUUUAUGACCUGGAGGUGGACUUUGGCAAGGCGGCGAAGGAGAAGUGCAGCUGGGAUGAGGAAUCCGAUGACGGGUUUUGACGUUUUCCAUCCAUUUUCUGUACCGCAUGUCCUCAUCAGGGCCCCGAGCCUAUGGCCGUGCAAUCGUACGUGGUGAACCUUAAAACUUUACCUGCUCAGUGGCCUUGUGGUUAGAGUGUCCGCCUUGAAACCUGAACGUCGUGAGCUCAAACCCUGGCCGAGUCAUACCAAAGACUAUAAAAAUGGGACACAUUGCCUCCCACGCAGCAUCAAGGGUUGGAAUCGGGGGGUUAAUUCACCAAAAUGAUUCCCGAGCGUGACCACCGCUCGCGCUCACUGCUCCCCUCAACUCCCAGGGGGUGAACAUGGGGAUGGGUCAAAUGCAGAGGAUCUA